This is a messenger RNA of Aricia agestis (brown argus), 1928 nucleotides long. RefSeq names its product calcium-binding protein E63-1 (gene Eip63F-1). The record is from RefSeq and is a predicted model, not a curated record. Bases 16 to 768 code for a protein of 250 amino acids. Gene Ontology annotation, molecular function: calcium ion binding; enzyme regulator activity. NCBI's taxonomy places the organism in Eukaryota, Metazoa, Arthropoda, Insecta, Lepidoptera, Lycaenidae. The transcript is spliced from 7 exons.
GCAAGUGUGAGAGUAAUGAGAGGCGCGGGGCGCAGCCCUGCGAGAGCGGCGCGGCAGCGGCAGGCGGGCGCGGCAGACGCGGCAGUGCCUCGACCGCCGGGGCACGCCAUGGACCGGCCGAGCUCGCCGCCGCAGUCGCCGCCCCCCUCGCACUCCGGCUUCGGCGCCUUCUGCAACGCGAUCUCCGAGACCAUCUCGGGCAUGGCAACCACAUCUAGGAGUAGACGGAAGACGGACGAUGAGAAGAAGAGUAAGAAGAAGCAGGCACCGGCUGACGACCGACCGAUGGUGCCGUCUCCCAGUGAUGCUACCCUCAAAAAUCUCCGCACAGCAUUCGGCCUGCUAGACCGGGACAGCGACGGCCACGUGACGCCGGCAGAGCUGCAGUUUAUGCUGCGGAACCUCGGCAUCGAAGUCAGCGACGACCUCAUCGACGGACUCAUCAAGGACGCCAGCAAGACUGGGAACGGCCUAAUAGAUGAGAAUGACUUCAUGCAGUGGGUGACGAAGAUACAAGCAGUCCAAGGACUGGACGUCAACUCCAAUGAGGGAGACACAGAGGAAGAGAUAACUAGGGAUUUAUUAGCAGCGUUUAGGGUAUUCGACCGCGACAACAACGGCUACAUCACGAAGGACGAGCUGCGGUCCGCGCUGGAGAUCAUAGGGGAGCCCGUCACCGACGCGCAGCUCAACCAGGUGCUCGCGUUGGGUGACAUCGAUCACGACGGCCGGAUCGACUAUGAAGAGUUCGUGAAAAUGUUACUGUAAAUGAACCUGGUGAAAGACCUCAUUAGUUUGUACAGUGUGAACGAGCCUUUAUCGCAUGUAGUGUGCGUAGGAUGUUACUGAGGAAUACACGUCCAAAAAAGAACUAUAAAAGUUCUUACAGAGUUAUUUUACACAAGAGUAGAAGAGCCUGGGGGCGUGAAAGCCUCUAAAAUCUUCCGACCGAGCGAGGUGGUAUACUCGGUCAGGCCGAAGUUCACUAGAUUGAAUUCAGCUGUCGCAUAAAUACCGGCGCACUUAGAAACCUUCGAUAGCGCGAUGCAGGACUGUGGCGCUAGUUGUUCCAUUGUUCCACUACAAGCCUAACUUCAAAAGUAUAAGUAGAUUAACUCUGAAUGAACUGCAAGGUAAACGCUCAUCUGAAUAUUCUAAAUUCACCGUCCAUCUUCGUAUUUCAUAGUACAAGUUAACACUUAACUUUUUCUUGGCGCAACUUACCACAGACAAUACUACAUUUUCUGCAAAGUUUUGUCAAAAGGUGGGAGACCGAAACGGUCAUCCUUCUUUGCCAAAGGAUAUAUAUAAUAAUUAUCUGUAUUUGUCCCUACAGUUUUAAGACUUAUUUAUCCUCAUAUCGUCUUAUUAAAGACAAAAAAGUACUGUACUAUAUAGCGACAGAAGUUGUGAAAAAUAUCAAUAUUUUUUUCUAUUAUGCAAAAGCAGAUGAACGUUUAUCUUUAGAUACAAAUAAUUAAGCAUAGGUUUUGUAUAGUUUAUUCUUGUAUUAACCAAUACAUAGAGAUUAAAGUUUGCAAAUCGAUUUAAGAAUAUAAAGAAUUAAAAUUUUAUAAAUGUUGCCUUUUUCAGUUGAUGUUGGUUAAAAAGAGCUAGUAGUAUUACCGUUACGAUUUACAAAUUAUAUUUGUAAGUAAGUAAAUCAAAAUUUCUACAGGCAUGAAUACACAUACAGGCGGGGGUCCGGGAGUCGGGACAGACAUUUUAAAGUAUAAUAAAUGCAUAUAAGUCAGAUUUACACCUGUUUAAAGUGUUUGUGGUCGUUAAGAUACUAAUUAAUAACAAUUUCAAAAAUUACACUAAAAUGUAAAAUAAAUCACAAAUAAGUAAAAAUAUGCAUAUUUAUACCUAUGAAAAACUGUGGAUGUGAACAUUUGUAAUGCUUAAAUCAAAAUAUACAAUUAUAU